Molecule: messenger RNA, 4214 nt
Organism: Chiroxiphia lanceolata (lance-tailed manakin)
Lineage: Eukaryota; Metazoa; Chordata; Aves; Passeriformes; Pipridae
Gene: DGKQ
Product: diacylglycerol kinase theta
Exons: 25
Coding region: 1-4008 (1335 amino acids)
Biological process (GO): intracellular signal transduction; lipid phosphorylation; diacylglycerol metabolic process
Molecular function (GO): ATP-dependent diacylglycerol kinase activity
Source: RefSeq, a predicted model, not a curated record
AUGCACUAUCCUCUACUACUUAGAUACUACCGAAAUACCAGCAGACAAGGCUCGAGUUGUUCCAGCAGGAAAAUCCACUCAGAUGAGGACAGAGCAGCACAACUUCUCUUCCACGCCCGGUCAUGUCAUCAAGCUACAUCUACUCCUCUCUUUCCGCUCUGCCAAAGCCGAUCCCGGUACCUGUGUGAGCCGGCCCAAAGCCGGGCGUUGGAGAGACCCGACUUCUGCCGGCCGGGGCCCGGAGCCGCGGGGGGCCCGCACGGCUGCUGCUGCCGCCGCUCCGAGAUGGUGCCUCAGGGGCCGCUCCGCCUUCCCCCCGCAGAACACAGCGACCCUUUCCAGCGCCCGCCGCGGGAGCCGCCGGGCCCUGCCAGCCGCCGGUCCCCGCCCUCCGCCCGGGCCCGCACCCAGCCCGGCCCGCACCCGGCCCCGCUCUGCCCCGAGGGACGCCCCCUCCCCGCCACCUCUCUCCGGGACCGCCGGGCAAUGGGGUGCCAGGGACGCGGCUCCCAGGCGCCCGAGCCGCCGGCACCGGGCGGGAGCGCAGCGGGGCGGCCGGGCCCGCACUCACCGGGAGCGAGGAGCACCAGACCGCCGCCGCUCGCCGUCAGGGGCCGCCGGGCGCAGGCAGGGAAGGGGCGGUGGCGCGCGGGCCCCGCCCCGCGCCCCAAGGCCGGAGCCGCGGCGGGAUGGCCGCCAGCCGCUGGAGCGGGAGGCGGGAAGCGAGGGAGGGCAGCCAGCCAGCCAGGCAGGCAGGCAGGCAGGCAGCCGGACGGCGGGGGCGCGGAGCGGGCGAGCUUCCCCUUCCUGCCCGCAGCCCCGGCCCCGGAUCGCCCCUCAGCGGACCGCUGCCUUCCUCGACCGGCGCCCCUCCCUGGAUUUGUCCACCCAUGCUGGACCAUAGCGUUCCGGUUUGGGUACAUGCGUAUUGUGGGACACCAAGUCACAAACCUUGCUGAAGUCAGGGUUCCACUGGUGUCCCCUCCUACACAGAUUUAUCCAUUUGUCAUGGAAAGCAAUCAGGAGGAGUUCCUCCGCAGAAAGGGUGGCCAGACUGCUGAACGGGCUGCCCGGGGAGGCGGCGCCCGAGCAGGGAGCGGACGCGGCUCUGAGGGCGCGGCCGCCAGGGGGCAGCGCGGCGCCGCCCGCCCGGGCGCUGCCGCGACACCGGCACCGCCCCCGCCCGCCCCCGCGAGCGGCCGGGGCGGAAGCGCGGGCAGCGCCGGUGCCGCGCGGACCGGGCGGGCGGCGGGGAUGGCGGACGGGGCGCGCUCGCUGCGCGGCGGCGGCGGCGGGGGCAGCCCGGCCUCCAGCCCGGUGCUGGGCGGGCGGGGCCGCGCCGCGGCGGGGGGCAGCAGCCCGCCGGGCCACGGGUUCCGCAGGGUUACCCUGACCAAGCCCACCUUCUGCCACUACUGCACCGACUUCAUCUGGGGGCUGGCCGGCUACCAGUGCGAGGUUUGCAACUUCAUGUCUCAUGAAAAGUGCCUCAAGAAUGUCAAGAUACCCUGCUCAUGUAUUGCUCCCAGCCUUGUAAGGGUUCCAGUUGCACACUGUUUUGGGCCUCCAGGACAUUACAAAAGAAAGUUUUGCACCGUGUGCAGGAAGUCACUGGAGUCACCUGCCUUUCGAUGUGAAGUUUGUGAGCUACAUGUGCACACAGACUGUAUCCUGUUUGCUUGCAGUGACUGUCGACAGUGUCACCAGGAUGGGCACCUGGACCACGAUACUUACCACCACCACUGGAGAGAGGGAAAUCUUUCUUCAAGUGCUCGUUGUGAAGUUUGCAAAAAAACCUGUGGGUCUUCUGAGGUGCUCUCUGGCAUGAGAUGUGAAUGGUGUGGCAUCCUGGCUCAUGCUGCUUGCUACAUAAUUGUCACACCAGAAUGUACCUUUGGAAGAUUAAGGAAUAUGAUUCUUCCUCCAAGUUGUGUGCAAUUAUUUUCUCGCAACUUCAGCAAAUUGCACUGUUUUCGAAUAUCGGAAAAUUUGCAAACUGAAUCAGAUGAAGAUGAUGAUGUUGAUGGUUCAACACAGGGAUCAGCAAAAGAUGUCCAGAUUUCAACAGACUCAAGUAAACAAACAUUGAAGAUAUUUGAUGGGAAUGAUGCGGUGAAACGCAAUCAAUUUCGACUGAUUUCAGUUCCAAGGAUUGCAAAAAAUGAAGAAGUUGUGGAGGCUGCUUUGAGGGCGUACUAUAUAAAUGAUGACCAGCAGGAGUACGAGCUGCAGACCUUCACGCAGCAGGUGCUGCUCUCUGAUGAUGUUAUCAACAGGAACGAUGCUGCAGAGGACAGCAACUUGGGCUCAGUAUUCCGAGAAUCCGUCCCUGAAGCUUGGAUCAUCAGAGCCAAACCAAAGGACGAGGAAGUGAUCAGAAUUUAUCCUGCCUGGCUAAAGGUGGGAAUGGCAUAUGUUUCUCUACGAGUAAAUAAGGAUAGCACGGCGCAGACUGUGAUCAAAGAAGUGCUUCCCUUACUUGGAAGGCAGACGGAGUGCCUCCAGAAUUUCAAAUUGGUAGAAGUGCUUAUGGGCAGUAAGCAAGUUCAGCGCAUGGUUUUGGACAAUCAAGAACUGAUUCUUAACAGAUUCAAGGACAUACGAAAGACUUCAAUACGUCAGAUGAAUCAAACAAGAUUUUACAUUGUGGAAAACAGUAAAUCCAUCGUGCAAGUAAAUUUAUUUGUUGGUGGCCUGCCACCUCAGCUUUCUGCUGAAGAAUACACAAAUAUUCUCAAGGAAGAAUUAGCUAUCAAAACAAAUGUAGUAUCUGUGAGUCAUGUUUAUCAAGCACAAGGUGCUGUUGUACUCCAAAUUUCAUGUUUUUCUGAAGCUGAAAGAAUAUAUAUGCUAGUUAAAGAUACUGUUAUCAAUGACAAGCCUCUGAAUGCUGUGGUGAUUCCUGAAGUUAUGGCUUCCAAGAUACCACAGAAUUGCUGCCCACUUCUUGUAUUUGUGAAUCCAAAAAGCGGUGGGCUGAAAGGUCGGGAUCUGCUGUACAGUUUUAGAAAGCUGCUAAACCCACAUCAGGUCUUUGAACUUACCAAUGGGGGCCCACUUCCUGGGUUUCACACGUUCUCCAAAGUCCCCUCCUUCCGAGUGCUGGUGUGCGGAGGGGACGGCACCGUUGGCUGGGUCCUUGGUGCACUCGAGGAAAUCAGGCACAAGCUGGUGUGCUCAGAGCCCUCAGUUGCCAUCUUACCUUUAGGAACAGGUAAUGACCUGGGGAGGGUCUUGCGAUGGGGAGCUGGCUACAGUGGGGAGGACCCAUACUCCAUUUUGGUUUCUGUGGAUGAGGCAGAUGAUGUUCUUAUGGACCGCUGGACUAUCCUUUUGGAUGCAGAAGAGCCGGCUGAAGGUGCAGAGAAUGGCAUUGGAGAACCUGAGCCUCCAAAGAUUGUACAGAUGAACAAUUACUGUGGUCUUGGCAUUGAUGCAGAGUUGAGCUUGGACUUCCAUCAUGCUAGAGAAGAAGAACCAGGGAAAUUUAAUAGCAGGUUCCACAACAAAGGAGUUUACGUGAAAGUUGGGCUGCAGAAGAUAAGUCAUACUAGAAACCUUCACAAGGACAUAAAGCUGCAAGUGGACCAGCACGAGGUGGAGUUACCAAGUAUAGAAGGACUCAUUUUUAUUAAUAUACCCAGCUGGGGCUCUGGAGCCGAUCUCUGGGGCUCUGACAGCGACAAUCGCUUCGAGAAGCCGCGCAUCGACGACGGCCUGCUGGAAGUUGUUGGUGUGACUGGCGUCGUUCACAUGGGUCAAGUCCAAGGUGGUUUCCGAUCGGGAAUCCGCAUAGCCCAAGGCUCAUAUUUUCGUGUAACCCUCCUUAAGCCAAUUCCAGUUCAAGUUGAUGGAGAGCCCUGGAUUCAGGCCCCUGGCCAGAUUAUAAUUUCUGCUGCAGGACCAAAGGUCCAUAUGUUGAAAAAAUCCAAGCAGAAACAGAAAAAAACUGGAAGCCUGAGAGAGAUGAAAGUGGAUAGCAUGUCAGUCUCUGAAGGAGGACGCUAAAUGGAGACCUGUGUUCAGAAGUGAUGCAGCACACCUACUGUAGAUACCAAGCUGGUUCAGUAAAACCAAGUGCAGACAACUCCUGAAGAGUGUUGCCUAUACGAGCGUGCCUUUCAUUACAUUUUGACAGUACUGGGUUCUACUUUGUCUUUCAAAGAUAGUGCCUCAUUGUCACAAAUAUCAUGUAACACUUGUCUCAUCUGAAA